AUGGGACGACUUACCAGGAGGAUGCGCAUCAACAGGGGCGAUAGGAAGGCUGCGUUGAGCGGCGCCACGGGUGGAGCGGUCGUUGGUGGAGCCAGUGGCGCUGGCAUUGGCGCUGCCAUCGGCCUGGCCAUGAUCCCCAUCGCCCCCGUCUCUGUCCCCAUCGGCUUCGUGGUGGGAGGAUUGAUAGGAGGGGUGUGUGGCGCACCAUCGGGAGCGGCGGUGGCGGUGAAGCGCGGCCGCAACACGAAUGUCGAGGAGCUGAACGUGGCCGACGCCCGCCGCUACGGCGAUCACGACACCGGCGACAUGGUGCGCCUGCGCGAUGACGUCGAGCUGCCCGAGCAGGCCGAGGACCCGUCCACCUACGCCACGGCGCCCAUCAACCACAGCACCAAGCGGGUGAGCGACAUCGUACCGGAGGAGGAGGGCCAAUUCAACACGUGGUCGAGUCCGAUGGGUCUGUCGGCGCCGGCCACCACGCCCUCCUACGCCUACGAUACGUCGUCGGCGUCGAAGACCAGAACGAAGGCGACCACGACCACGACGAGCUAUGGCGACGACCAUGGCGCCAAUAGUACGUACGGCUACAACAAGGCCUACGCUGCCGAUGUCAACGAUGAAGACCCGGCCGAGCGUCUGAUGCGCAUGCGAACCGCGCCCAAGCCGACCUCGUCGUACGGCGAAGAGUCGAAUCGUGGCAGGCGCUCGAAGAGCUUCGACGACGAUGACGACAGCGAUGGCGAUAUCGAUUACGAGGGCGAGAAGGCGCUGGAGCGUCGGGGCAGCCGCAACCGCCGGGGCAACCUGGUGCAGGUGCUGCCGCCGGAGCCGGCCACGGACGUCCACCUGCGGCACUUCGACCCGCAGCAGGAGCUGAGCCGACGCUUCGACGACUGGGAGCGCAAGGACAACUACGAGCGCGAGCGGGAGAGGCGCGAGCGGGAAAGGAAGGAUGAGGAGUACGCACGUCAGCUUCAGCGGCAGUUCGACCGCGAGCAGCGCAGGACCAGGACGUCGACGUCGAGCAAGAAGACCGCCUCUACCACGACCGAUCCGGAGAAGACCCUCGACAGCCUGUGGAGGAGCGAGCCCUUCUAUUAG
Molecule: messenger RNA, 1101 nt
Organism: Acanthamoeba castellanii str. Neff
Lineage: Eukaryota; Discosea; Longamoebia; Acanthamoebidae
Exons: 3
Coding region: 1-1101 (366 amino acids)
Source: RefSeq, a predicted model, not a curated record